Messenger RNA from Canariomyces notabilis, 587 nucleotides. RefSeq lists its product as uncharacterized. The coding region runs from base 100 to 399 and encodes 99 amino acids. The transcript is spliced from 3 exons. The record is from RefSeq and is a predicted model, not a curated record. Lineage: Eukaryota; Fungi; Ascomycota; Sordariomycetes; Sordariales; Chaetomiaceae.
GGAUAGUUGAAGAAGUACUCUAUAGGAGGGAGAGGAAUUACAGGCUUCUAUAUAGUAUUUAUAGGUCAAAUGGGUCCUUUUACCCUAAGUAGGUACGUGAUGAAUUGCGUUAGGGUUAGGGUUACACUCACAAUUCCAGGCACAGGCACGCUGUUACAAAUACCACACCCGCCCCCGCCCUCGAGCCGUCAGGAUUGUAUAGUGGUGAUGGUCUCUCAUUUGCCAAGAAGGGAAAUACACGUGGGCGCCGUCGCUGUAGUGAUUCAUCGUGGUAGCAGUUGUGGCAUGGCGUUGGGUGACUUUCUCAAUCGGGUAAUUGCCCAGUUCGUGCUCAACUUCCAAGUUCUAGGCGGCAGGGCUCAGAUCGCUCAAAUCCAAGGUCUUUGCAAAGGAGCAUAAAUCGCGCGCCAUCUUGGAUCGGAAAAACUGCUUCCGGUCGGCCCGAUCGGUCCCUGCCCAGCGCUCCUUGCCAAUUCCAUCCAGGUUGAGUGAGCGCUUUUGCCAGUUUCAAAGCCGGGUACGAGGUAUAGGUUGUAGGAGGAAAGGUGGCUGGCCGAGUGGAAGAUUCGCCAACAAAGCGCCGUACC